Molecule: messenger RNA, 1605 nt
Organism: Rubroshorea leprosula
Lineage: Eukaryota; Viridiplantae; Streptophyta; Magnoliopsida; Malvales; Dipterocarpaceae
Source: the annotation of a GenBank genome assembly
GAGGCUAACAUGAAGAAGUGUUGAAAAUUAGUAUUUUUUAGAAAUUGCUGAUAAAAAAAAAUGGUAUUUGUGUUGGAAUCUUACCUCUAAUUAUUGCUUUUCCCUUAGCACCUCAUCUUUCCAUUGUCAAGACACAAAAGAUGCAGCAGAAAUGUAGAUUGGACAUUCAUCAAAAUCUUGACAUAGCAUGAAGCUACAAUUUCUUCUAGGAUGGAACAGGAAAUCAGUUCAUGGAAUGGGAAUAAAGUGCAUAUUUGUCUGUUUUAUAGAAGAGGCUAUUUCAUAAUUUGUUACUUUUAUGUGUACUUAUACUUUUGAUAGAUAGUUUUCACCUAAUCUAAAUAAUUCAAUGAUCUUCUUUUUUAGUCUUUUCUGUUAGUUUCCAAAUCGAUUAGAUGUACUUAUGCUUUUGGUUUGGGGUUGGUUAGUUGUCGAACUUUUUCUAUUUAUAUAUUUUAAUAUUGGCGCAUGUUAGGUUUUCCAUGUAUCUUAGGUUUAUUUUUAUGUUUACUUCUGGUCUAAAAAAAUUCUUAUGAUCUGUCUAUAUGGCACUUAUGAUCUGCUCUAUAUGGCACUUGUAUGAAACCUUUUGGGAGAUCUCUAGGAUCUGCCAAAGGAAAUGAAAUCGGUUGCAUUAAUGAGAUGGUUUGGCUUUUAACAAUAUCUGGAAUGAUAAUUGCAGAUCUCUGGUUUAAUACAGUCCUCUUCUACUCAGAAUUGGCUCAGUUCUCAAGGUAGCUCUUCCGGUCUCAUUGUUAAGAGAACAAUCAGAGUGGAUAUUCCUGUUGAAAAAUAUCCUAAUUACAAUUUUGUUGGGCGCCUUCUUGGUCCUAGGGGAAACUCUCUGAAGCGUGUGGAAGCAAGUACAGACUGCCGUGUUCUGAUAAGAGGGCGUGGCAGUAUUAAGGACCCUGCAAGGGAAGAAAUGAUGAGAGGAAAAACUGGGUAUGAACACCUCAAUGAACCCCUCCAUAUCCUGGUUGAGGGUGAAUUACCUGUUGAAAUAGUUGAUGCUCGCCUAAUGCAAGCACGGGAGAUACUUGAAGACUUGUUGAAGCCCAUGGAUGAAUCCCAUGAUUUUUAUAAGAAACAACAGCUACGAGAGCUAGCAAUGCUGAAUGGCACACUUCGAGAGGAGGGUUCGCCCAUGUCUGGUUCUGUUUCCCCCUUCCAUAACAGCCUUGCCAUUAAGAGGGCCAAGACUAGGGGGUAGUGGUACUGGUGGACUCGUGUCAUAGUUUCUGCCAAAAGAGUGGGGUUCCCACAGUGCAGCUGUUCCUGUGUCAGCAAAUGCCUCCAGCUGCCAUCGGGGCACUGGCAUUGUCAUGUGCCGGUUUCUAACAUGUUUCCAUAUAAGUGUGACUAUCGUGUGUUGUUUUGACGAGGUUAAAUGAUAGUAUCAUAGUAAGGGAUUAGUCCACAGCUGUGGGUGGGGGGGUUCGUUUUUAUAUGUUGGUUAGAGCAGUUGUUCUCCAGACACUGCCCGUGUAUUAUUAGGUUAAAAUUGUAAGCUUGUAAUGACAGUUUUGGUAAGAGGGGGGAUCCAAUGUGAAGUAAAAGGUAUGGUUUGUAUAAAGAAAAUGUUGGUUUUUUUAUUUUUAUUUU